CAGACACCUAUGAAGAGCUAAGCUUUCAGUCAUUCUGGCCAGAACUGCAAAACAUCUACUUUAAACUACAAACUUGUCCUUUUACUAAGGUGGGAAAAUCUACAAGCAGCUUAAAAUGCUACAUCAUAUGAGGACCAUACUUAAUGCUUCAUGGAGAUAUGGUAACAAGUGCAUUGUUCGUCAUUUUCAGUCUUCCCAAACUCAUUCACAGUUGAAAGGACGUGAUCUGUUAACCCUUAAAAACUACAGUGCUGAAGACAUCAAGUAUCUUCUCUGGGUUGCAGCUGAUCUGAAAUACAGGAUUAAAGAAAAGGGAGAGUAUCUGCCGCUGCUACAAGGAAAAUCUCUUGCCAUGAUAUUUGAAAAGAGAAGUACCAGAACCAGACUUUCUACAGAAACUGGAUUUGCUUUAUUGGGAGGACAUCCUUCUUUUCUCACUACGCAGGAUAUUCAUUUGGGAGUCAAUGAAAGCCUGAAGGACACAGCAAGGGUGCUGUCUGGGAUGACAGAUGCUGUCCUAGCUCGUGUUUAUCGCCAAUCUGACUUGGAGGUUUUGGCUAAAGAAGCAUCCAUUCCGAUAGUGAGUGGACUGUCUGAUGACUAUCAUCCUAUUCAGAUCUUGGCGGAUUACCUUACAAUCCAGGAAUACUAUGGUCACCUGAAGGGGUUGACCAUAUCCUGGAUUGGUGAUGGAAACAAUAUCCUGCACUCCUUCAUGAUGAGUGCCGCAAAAUUUGGAAUGCACUUACAAAUUGCAACACCAAAGGGAUAUGAACCAAACUCUUCUGUAAUAGAGACAGCUGAACGGUUUUCUAAAGAGUGUGGCACCAAGCUUCUCCUGACAAAUGAUCCCUUGGAAGCUGCCAGUGGAGCCAAUGUGUUGGUUACAGACACGUGGGUGAGCAUGGGCCAAGAAGAGGAGAAGAAGAAACGUCUGUUAGAUUUCAAAGGUUAUCAGAUCACAAUGAAGACUGCAAAACUAGCUGACCCCAACUGGAUAUUUCUUCACUGUUUGCCAAGAAAGCCUGAAGAAGUUGAUGAUGAGGUUUUCUAUUGUCCCAAAUCGUUGGCUUUCCAAGAAGCAGAAAACAGAAAGUGGACAAUCAUGGGCGUGAUGGUGUCUCUGCUGACUGAUUACUCUCCUCAGCUGCUAAGGCCUACAUUCUAAUUCUCAGCAUAUGCCUACUAAAUGCUAAUUCCUAUGGACAAGUUAUCUGAUACACAAGAAUGAUCACUGGGUAAAAACAUCAAAACAAAUGAACAGUUCCUUUCAAACAUGCUUCUGAGUGGCAUACAUUGUACUCUGCUGUACAGUUAUUCCCAUAUUAAUCAGACUUAUAUAGAUUGUUUGGUUGUUUAGAUGUUCAAAGUUCUGAAAGUU
This is a messenger RNA of Nanorana parkeri, 1381 nucleotides long. RefSeq names its product ornithine carbamoyltransferase (gene OTC). Gene Ontology annotation, cellular component: mitochondrion. The record is from RefSeq and is a predicted model, not a curated record. Gene Ontology annotation, biological process: L-citrulline biosynthetic process. NCBI's taxonomy places the organism in Eukaryota, Metazoa, Chordata, Amphibia, Anura, Dicroglossidae. The transcript is spliced from 10 exons. Gene Ontology annotation, molecular function: amino acid binding; ornithine carbamoyltransferase activity. The coding region runs from base 116 to 1168 and encodes 350 amino acids.